Penicillium digitatum Pd1 is the source of this 297-nucleotide messenger RNA. The record is from RefSeq and is a predicted model, not a curated record. NCBI's taxonomy places the organism in Eukaryota, Fungi, Ascomycota, Eurotiomycetes, Eurotiales, Aspergillaceae.
AUGGGCAUCCAAAGUGGAAGCCAGGCAGCACAGGCUGGUCCCUCCAGCAAUAUCAAUCCAUUGGUUCAGGAGUUCGGAUCGCUUCAGGUCCUUGAAGACUUGAUUCACUUGCGAGCCGCUGAUAUUAUUCAGCAACCUAUUCUGGCAUAUCCUCGUCUCGAAAAUGAUCCGGCUUCCUAUGAAUACUAUACCGGGAAACGUUUAGAUGCUAUGAUAAACCUGGCUGCCAUCAGGCUUAUGGAUGAUGGAUUCAAACAGGUUGGUCAUGAAUCGCGCGAUGUGGUGGCAGAUUUAUAA